Sander lucioperca (pikeperch) is the source of this 5979-nucleotide messenger RNA. It is a transcript of the gene jakmip3, whose product is annotated as Janus kinase and microtubule interacting protein 3. Lineage: Eukaryota; Metazoa; Chordata; Actinopteri; Perciformes; Percidae. The record is from RefSeq and is a predicted model, not a curated record. The transcript is spliced from 25 exons. The coding region runs from base 459 to 2984 and encodes 841 amino acids. Gene Ontology annotation, molecular function: microtubule binding; kinase binding.
GAUGCUGGGAGGAGGAGGAGGAGAAGGACGCCAGCAGAGGCUGCAGAGAUGCUAACAGCACCGACACACCAACACACACACUGACAGCAGCUAGCUGCAGCUAACUGCAGCUAACUGCUAACACAGACAGAGAGACAGACAGGGAGCCAGACAGACAGAGAGAAAGACAGACAGACAGACAGACAGACAGACAGAUAGAGAGACAGACAGAAAGACCGGUGGAGGGAAGCUGAUGCUGGCAGCAAACACUCAGUGAGCUGCAGUGAAGCUAGCUGCUGAGCAUGUUAAACUACUGACACACACACACACACACACACACACACACACACACACACACACACACACACACACACACACACUCAGCAAUGUCCGAGGCUUCCUAUUGGACGGUCCAGAUGUAGUCCAAAUUCAGGUUGACAGGCAUCUUAUUGGGGGGGCGGAGCCUGCAGCUGGUGGUGAUGUCAAAGAGAGGAGCAGCAGGGAGAGGCAAGGGGGAGCGACCUGACGCCAUGGCAACGCUUCAAGCAGCCAAUGAAGAGCUGAGAGCCAAACUGACUGACAUCCAGAUAGAACUACAACAUGAGAAGAACAAGGUCAGCCGUCUGGAGAGAGAGAAGAGUCAGGAGGUGAAGGCGGAGCAUCACCGGGCGACAGUCGCCGUGACGGAGCUGAAGACCAAACUCCACGAGGAGAAGCAAAAGGAGCUGGCCAUUACCAGGGAGACAUUACUACGGCAACACGAGAUGGAGCUAAUGAGAGUCAUCAAGAUCAAAGACGGAGAGAUUCAACGUCUAAACGGUCUGGUGCUAACGCUGAGGGACGGAUCCACAGACAAGGUGCGGAGCGCCCUGCUGGCAGAGGGGGAGGAGGCGAGGAGGAGCUGGGAGGUGGAGCGUUGCCGCCUCCAGCAGGAGGCACAUGAACUGCGAGGAGCGAGGAGAACAGCUGAGGAGGCUCUGGCAUCGGCUCAGCAGGCCUGCCAGACCCGAGCAGCCGAGCUGCGAUCCGCUCAUCACCAGCACCAGGAGGAGCUGAACCGCACCAAGAGAGACUGUGAGAGGGAGAUCCGCCGGCUGAUUGAUGAGAUAAAGCUGAAGGACCGAGCGGUCAGUGUUUUGGAUAAAGCCCUGGGGCUGCAGGCGGGACACGCCCACCGCCUCCAGCUGCAGACUCAGGCUGCCGAGCAGCAAAUCGCAGCCCUGAGAGACUCACAGAGGGUGGGACUAAACCUCCCCGGCCACGCCCCUAGCCCCGCCCCAAACACUGCUCCUCACACUUCUCAGGACGACCGGGACACUCGCAGGUUUCAGUUAAAGAUCGCUGAGCUCAGCGCCGUCGUCAGGAAGUUGGAGGAUCGAAACGCUCUGCUGUCUGAAGAACGCAACGAAUUGCUGAAGCGUCUGAGAGAGACGGAGAGCCAGUUUCUUCCUCUUCUGGACAAAAACAAACGUCUGAGCAGGAAGAACGAGGAGAUGGCUCUCACGCUACGUCGCCUUGACAACAAGCUUCGCUUCGUCACCCAGGAGAACAUGGAGAUGAGGAGGCCGAGUUCUCUCAACGACCUGGACCGGAGCCACUCCACCAGUUACCAUGGUUACAGCCAAGAUGAGAGAGAGAUGGAGUUUCUACGGUUACAAGUUCUGGAGCAACAGCACAUCAUCGAUGACCUGUCCAAGGCUCUGGAGACGGCUGGUUAUGUAAAGAACGUUAUAGAGAGAGACAUGUUGCUGAGAUACAGACGUCAGGAAUCAGUCCGGAGGAAACGGACCUUCAGAGCCUGCAGGGUCAUAGAGACAUUCUACGGUUAUGAUGAAGAGGCGUCGGUGGACUCUGAUGGAUCGUCUUUGUCGUUUCACACUGACAGAACUCCAGAUACAGAACCAGACGAGGUGUGUGUGCGUGAGGAAGCGGAGUUUCGUUACCGUCAGCUGACUCAGGAGUACCAGGCGCUGCAGCGAGCGUACGCUCUGCUGACGGAGACGAGCGGAGGAAACUAUGACCCCGAGAAGGAGAUCAAGACUAGAGAGCAGCUGCUGACUGAAAUCAGUCAAUAUCAAACCAGAGUUACAGAUCUGGAGUCAGCACUGAAACAACAAGGACUGGACGUGAAGUGGGUGGAGGAGAAGCAGGCCUUGUAUCAGAGGAAUCAGCAGCUGGUAGAGAAGGUGAAGCAGAUGGAAGGAGAAGAGCUGCAGCUGGAAAAUGAAAUCCAGGACGCCAGAGAUCAGAACGAGCUGCUGGAGUUUCGGAUCUUAGAGCUCGAGGAGAGGGAGCGACGCUCACCUGCCAUUAACUUCCAACCACUCCAUUUCCCAGAAGGCCUCAGUCCUCUGCAGCUUUACUGCGAGGCAGAGGGAGUCGCUGACAUCGUGAUCAGUGAGCUGAUGAAGAAGCUGGACAUUCUGGGAGAUAACGCCGUAAGUAAUCUGUCCAAUGAGGAGCAGGUGGUGGUGAUCCAGGCCAGAACGGUGCUCACUUUGGCAGAGAAGUGGUUGGAGUCCAUUGAAGUGACGAAGUCGGCUCUGCAGCAGAAGAUGUUGGACAUUGAGAGCGAGAAGGAUCUGUUCAGUAAACAGAAGGGUUACCUGGAUGAAGAGUUGGAUUACAGAAAGCAGUCGAUGGAUCAGGCUCAUAAGAGGAUCCUGGAGCUGGAGGCCAUGUUGUUUGAGGCUCUGCAGCAAGAGGAGCACUUCAGGAUGGACGGAUUCAAGAUGGAGGCUGGUCUGUCUGAAACCCUGACGGAGGAAGAGAGGGAGGGGCUUAGGAAAGCAAUGGACCAAUGGAAACGCUCUGUGAUGUGUGAGCUGAGAGAGAGAGAUGCCCAGAUCCUCCGAGAGAGGAUGGAACUGCUGCAACUCACCCAGCAGAGAAACAAAGAGUUGGAGGAAUUUAUAGAAGCACAGAAACGGCAGAUUAAAGAGCUGGAGGAGAAGUUUCUAUUUUUGUUUCUGUUCUUUUCUUUGGCCUUCAUUCUCUGGUCCUAACAGCAGCUGUGUCUGCGUCCCCCAGAGUCACACAGCUGAGCACUCAGCAGCUUUCAGACCAAACAACUGAAGAGAGUUCAGGAGGAUUCAGGAGGAUUCAGGGUUUGAACCAGCAGCUCACUGACGGUCAGGCACUCGCCCUCCGGCUGCAGAGCUCUCCCAGCUUCCAGCUGUCACGUCACACCUCACAGAUGAAGACAAGGAGGAUUUCCACGGCAACAGAUGAAUAUUGUGUUUUACACCAGAGAACGACACAACCAGCAGCAUGCUAACUAGCUUCCUGUUAGCUUCUGUUGACCAGGAAGACACCUGACAUCCUGUUUUCACCUGGGAGCAACACGGUAACAGUUUUUAAUCUACACACUCUUCUUAAGGACAAAAUGGACAAACUGAUGGACUACCUAAAGAAUACUGGAUUAUAUGAGAGGAUUUAGAGAAUUGACAUUAACAAAGAUGUGAACAGCAACCAGUGGGGGCAGAAAUACGCCGUCUAGUCUGUGUUUACUGUGCCAAAUAAAAGACGAAGACAUUCUGGCCUCAGGGGGCACACUGGACCAAAGUGGUGCUGAAUGUAAUACAGUGUUAUCUAAAGGACUCUCAGCCUAAUCUUGGUGUGAAUGUUGACGAAUCCAUGAGUUUUGAUGCUCACAUAUGUUAGCUCAGUUAGCUAGACUUGUUAACUGUUGGACUGUGUUAAAAGCAGAGCCACAGCAUUUUGGACGGUUUGUAAACAGUGUACGGAAGGUAAAAGGAGCAUUACAGUAGUCCCAACGUGAUGAGAUAAGAGCAUGUAUUACUGUCUCCAUUUUCAUUUCUACAGACCUGAUUUGGGCUAUGUUUCUGAGGUGAAAAAACAUAAUUGAGUUAGCAUCCUAAACCAUCAAACCUCAUGGAUUGGUCAAAAAUCACAUCAAGAUUAGGCAGACUAGACCGAGAAGAUGAGGAGAGGCACCCAGUUUCUGCCUGAUCUGACUGAAGGUUAGCUUAGCUAGCUGGACUGCAUUGAUCAAGUUGAUAUCAGAUCAGUUAACAAACCUGUUCUGUGGGUUAAUGAAGCUUCAGAGCCAAAGUUUGAGGAACUACAGCAGAAGUUCAGUACAUGGGAUGCUCAGUUACCUUGACGAGUUCACACAGUAGAAGAAGCACAAUAGAAAACAUUUGAAACUGUUGUUAAAAGGAGUGUUCUGGUCUGUCCUGCUAUAGAGAGCUGAAGUCCCGCCCCUUCCUGUGUCCACCACAGGACUUUAUUUCAGAUAAAAUGUGUCCGGUAGUGAACGAGGAGAGACCAAUAUUGUUUUAAUUGAGCCAUGAAUUACACACCUGAUGUGUGUCAGUUCAUCAAGUGAAGAAAGUCUCAGUUUGUGGUAAAACUGUUGAAGGAUCAGACUGUGAAAAUGCGUCAUUAGAAAGACUUGUCAGCCCAAAGUGUCUAAGUGAUGUCUCUCUGAAGCUACGACGUCUCUGUGUUUGGUACCGGGAUGUAACGUUACUCACACCUUUCUCUUCCUGGCUGACAAGAAGACGCUGGUUAAAACACAGCAGGUAAGAUAACGUUACAGUUGUUGGGGAACAGAGCUAGCUAGCUAGCAAGGUGAUGUUUAAUGUGCGAGAUGAGAGAUGUGGUUUACUGAGCGUUUCACACUAAACUAAGUGGUACCAAGACAAUCCUACGACAAACUUUCCUCAUUGAUAAAUUAUCUUUUAAACUGACAUCAAAUAUCAUAUGUGUAAUUCAUGCCUGAAUUCAAACUGGAUGUAAACAUUAUUUAUCUCUCCUCGUUCACUACUGGACCCUUUUACUGAAAUAAAGUCCCAUGGUGGACACAGGAAGGGGCGGGACUUCAUUACCUUUGUUCUGAUUGGCUGUUCCACCUGCAGAGUGGAGAAUGGUUUGACACCCUAGAGCCUCUCAGCUCCUCUCAUGGAUCAAAGGUUACAGCACGUAACCUUCGUAUAGUUUCAGCCCACGCUAAUCAUCCCGGGACCAAACACUGAUGAAGGAAACACCUCUUCAUGGUGUCAGGAGGUCUGCUGGACGGUAAAGUGGCAACAACUGAACACCAGGAAGACAAAAUACUGUUCUGAUCAGAAGAAACAAAGCAUGGAGUUUAAGAGAAGUUCAACAGGUUUAAUAACUGUCACAAAGAUUUGAUUCAAUGAUAAAUCUGCAGGUUUAUGUGAUCCAGUCUCUGUGCCACAAUAACUCCAGUUCAGACUAAAGAUUCGUGUUGAGAUGAGUGUAAACUAUAGUCUCCCUGAGAGUCUCCGGUCUGCAGCGUUCUGAAAGCUGUUUCCACCAAUGAGACGAGACGCUGUAUCAUCUCCAUAGAAACCACUCUCUGGACUUCUGUUCUAACUUCAGACUUUUCAGAAUUUUUCAGUCUAAAUCUCUGAUAUUUCAACCAACUGACAGUUUGUAACAUAGAAAGAAAAUGGAUUCUGGAUAAUUUUAUUUCUGUAGUUUGUAGCUGACUAGACCAGCUGACUUCUCUAUUGGCUGUUGAAACAGGUGACGUGUCUGAAAGUUUUCCUGAAACUAACUUUCCUAAAUCGGUUUUGUGCUGUCGUGAAUCUUUGGUCUGAACUGGACUUUAGAUGAGAUUUUACAAAUCAACUGAUGGAGGAAAGUAUGUCAGUUUUUCACAGACGGACUGAAUCAUGGAGGAUAAAACCUGUAAUUAUAAACUAUAAAAUAUUAUUUAUUAUGCAUCCUUUAUUACACCCUUCUCUGAGAGAUAAUCAGCACUUUGAUAUUAAAAUGACUGAUCAAAAAUGACUGAUCAAAGUAAAUCUGAAAAUAGAAAAGUUGAAGUAAACAUGUUCAGAAAAAGUUUAGAUGUAAACAAUGACUCAAUACUUUGCAGUUUGGCUACUUGUCAAUAUUUAAUGUCAAAUCAAAUCUUUACAGUUUAAAUGUUUAAACUUGUAUUGAGUAUCAGGACUUUUAAACCAAUCUGUCGAUUCAAUUUUAAAUUCCUCUUGUUUUCAUUCUCAA